This is a messenger RNA of Pelobates fuscus (common spadefoot toad), 2825 nucleotides long. It is a transcript of the gene CWC22, whose product is annotated as CWC22 spliceosome associated protein homolog. Lineage: Eukaryota; Metazoa; Chordata; Amphibia; Anura; Pelobatidae. Bases 165 to 2498 code for a protein of 777 amino acids. The record is from RefSeq and is a predicted model, not a curated record. Gene Ontology annotation, biological process: mRNA splicing, via spliceosome. The transcript has 19 exons. Gene Ontology annotation, cellular component: catalytic step 2 spliceosome. Gene Ontology annotation, molecular function: RNA binding; protein binding.
GGUAACCGGAAGUGGUGAGUGAUCGUGCGGACUGUGAGUGCUGGGCGGUAAAUGACGGUGUGAGUGUAAACAGGCGGAUAUAUCUGGAGUUUUGACCGGGGACGGCUCCUUUGUGGAUAUUAUUAUACCGAGCAGACAGCGGGUUCAGACAGGAGCCGGGAGACAUGAAGAGCAGCGUGGUCCAUACCAAGAGAUCUUCCAGCUAUGACAGGCGAGAUGAUCAUAGUUCCCGUCGGAGGAGUUCCUCGCCAGAAGACAGAUACCAAGACAGGGAUAGAUCAUUAUCCCCUAGGGACAGAGGCUACCAUGGUAGGGGCUACUCUGAUCGGAAUCGAUAUGAUGACGAUCGAUCACGAAAUGGGAGAUACGCGAGAUCAGAGGAUUACAGGGAAAAAGAUCGUCAUAUGUCAAGAAGGGAUCAAGAUUAUGAUUAUGAUUAUGACCGAAGGAGAAACAGAAGAUCUCCCCCAUCAAGGAAAAGUGAGGAGAGGUCAGAAGAACAGACAUCAGCAGAACCUCCAGUGAAGAAGAAAAAGGAAGAACUGGAUCCAAUCCUUACAAGGACAGGUGGUGCUUACAUCCCUCCUGCAAAACUCCGGAUGAUGCAAGAACAGAUAACUGAUAAGAGCAGCUUGGCAUACCAACGAAUGAGCUGGGAAGCUUUAAAGAAGUCAAUUAAUGGUCUUAUCAAUAAAGUGAACGUGUCUAAUAUUGGUAAUAUUAUUCAAGAGCUGCUUCAAGAAAACAUUGUUCGUGGAAGGGGUCAGCUCUCUAGAUCUAUUCUCCAAGCGCAGAGCGCAUCUCCAAUCUUUACCCAUGUGUAUGCUGCAGUUGUAUCCAUUAUCAACUCAAAAUUUCCGCAGAUUGGUGAACUCAUUCUAAAAAGACUCAUUUUAAACUUCCGCAAAGGAUACAGAAGAAAUGACAAGCAACUUUGCUUGACUGCUUCAAAGUUUAUUGCUCAUCUUAUUAAUCAGAAUGUGGCUCAUGAGGUUCUAGCUCUAGAAAUCCUAACCUUGCUCCUUGAAAGGCCAACCGAUGACAGCGUUGAGGUUUCUAUUGGUUUUUUAAAAGAAAGUGGACUAAAGCUAACCCAGGUUUCACCCAGAGGCAUAAACGCUAUUUUUGAGCGUCUUCGUAAUGUCCUACAUGAAUCCGAAAUAGAUAAACGUGUUCAGUACAUGAUUGAAGUGAUGUUUGCUGUUCGAAAGGAUGGUUUCAAAGAUCACCCAGUCAUUUUAGAUGGGCUGGACCUUGUAGAGGAAGAAGACCAAUUCACCCAUAUGCUUCCUUUAGAAGAUGACUAUAAUCCAGAGGAUGUACUAAAUGUCUUCAAGAUGGAUCCCAAUUUUCUUGAAAAUGAAGAGAAAUACAAGACCAUUAAAAAAGAAAUCCUUGAUGAAGGGGACACAGAGUCUGAAGAAGGAGACGAUAAAGGAGAGGGCAGUGACGAAGACAGUGAUGAUGAGGAUGAGGCAGAUGAUGGCGAGGAAGGAGAAAAAAUGACUAUUCAUGAUAAAACGGAAGUAAACCUGGUUGCAUUCAGACGAACUAUAUAUCUGGCAAUUCAGUCAAGCUUAGACUUUGAAGAAUGCGCCCAUAAGUUGAUUAAAAUGGAUUUUCCGGAUAGCCAAACUAAAGAACUUUGCAACAUGAUCCUUGAUUGCUGUGCUCAGCAGAGAACAUAUGAGAAGUUCUUCGGCUUGCUUGCAGGGCGCUUCUGUUUGUUAAAGAAAGACUACAUGGAAUCUUUUGAAGCCAUUUUCAAGGAACAGUAUGACACCAUCCACCGACUGGAAACCAACAAAUUGAGAAACGUUGCAAAAAUGUUUGCCCAUCUCCUCUACACAGAUUCCAUUCCAUGGAGUGUAUUAGAAUGUAUAAAUUUAAGUGAAGAAACUACAACCUCUUCUAGUAGAAUAUUUGUAAAAAUAUUCUUCCAGGAACUAUGUGAAUAUAUGGGACUUCCGAGGCUAAAUGCAAGACUUAAGGAUUUGACUCUUCAGCCUUUCUUCCAAGGAUUACUGCCAAUGGACAACCCAAAAAACACCCGCUUUGCUAUCAACUUUUUCACAUCAAUUGGCCUUGGAGGAUUAACCGAUGAGCUACGUGAACAUCUGAAGAAUGCACCCAAGAUAAUAAUGACUCAAAAGCAGAAUGUAGACUCUUCGGAUUCCUCAUCCCACGGUUCUGCAUCCGAUUCAGACUCUUCUUCUUCUGACUCAGACAGUAGCUCUAGCUCCGCGAGUUCCAGCAGUUCAUCCAGUGGGGGUGACUCAGAUUCCCCUAAGAGAAAAAAGACUUCACAGAAAAAGAAAAGUAAGCAUUCCCAAAAGGAACCUCAUAAAAAACAAUCCAAUGAAGGUAGGCGCAAGGAAUCAACAGACAGAAAACGUCACAAGGACAGGGAUGAGGACAGAUCAAAAAAACAUGAAAGCAGCUCAAAACACUCCCUGCACUCCAGAAGCUCCCACAGAUCAUCUCUUAUGUCCCACUGAUACUCAGUAUUUUAAAAUUGAUAUUUUAUGUACCAUAAGGGGGUUUCUAAAAGUAACAGGACUAUUUUCAACUUAUUUUUAUAUAAUACUUCCCUUGACAAAAUAACUGCUUUGUACAUAACGAACAAGAUUCUUUCAUGUGCUGAAACACCAUUGGACAUUAAAUGUACGUUACUGUUAAAUACUGGCAUUUAUCUAUUGGAGAAACUAUAAUGCCAAAACCAAAGCUGUAUUUUAGCAGCUGUCAUUGAUACAUGAAAUUGUUCUUUCUAUGGUUUUGAAACUGUUACUUUUCAUAUGUCUAUAUUAAAACCUGCUCUUUUGUAA